This is a messenger RNA of Effrenium voratum, 501 nucleotides long. NCBI's taxonomy places the organism in Eukaryota, Dinophyceae, Suessiales, Symbiodiniaceae. The record is from the annotation of a GenBank genome assembly.
AUGAUCGAAAGCCGCGCGCAAAUCCUGCGCGAGGGUGCCGAGAUCGUUCUCAAGAGCGAACCGAUCGACCCGCGCGACCUGCUGCGCGGCCACUAUGUUGUGCUGACCUAUCCGGCCCAGCAGAUCACCGGCGACGUGCUGGCCGGCCUGACGGCGGAAGCCGGCAUGCGUGAGCCGGGCCGUGACGUUCCGGUCUAUGUCACCUUCGAGGCCGGGCCGGACGGCCACCACAGGCCCGUCGCCGCAUCGCUCACCAAGCCCGAUGAAGGCAUCUUCCUGCGCGGCACCGCGCCCUAUCUGGAUGGCAGAACCGUUACGCUCUUUGUCGAUUAUGGCAUAGGGCGCUUUUACACCAAUGAGCACCGGGCGCCCGAACUGGAAGCGCGGAUGCGCGCCGGCGGCCUGACCGAGAUCGUCAUCGCCGUCGGCGCCGACGGCACCGGCCAGAUCAAGGCGUUUCGGCAGGCCGGCGAGACCAUCGUCACCGAGCCGCUCUAUUGA